AUGAGCUCUGCAGAAGCACUUGAUAUUUCAGACUGCAAAACUGCUUUGAAUUUGUUUACCCAAGAAGAAAUUUCUCUAAUUAAAUUGCUAGACUGCUGCAAAACUCCAAAAGGCUCCAAACUCCUCCAUCAGUGGGUUGAAAACCCUUUAAUCGAUAUACCCUUAAUAUCUCAAAGGCUCGAUAAAGUCGAAUUUUUCUAUAAUUCCCAAGCCCUCCUUACUGACUUACAAAUAGCCUUAAAAAAAGUCCCAGAUCUCGAUUCCCUUAUCAGCAAAUUUAAUAAAUUCUGCCAAGGCAAAAAGGGCGCCAAUCUUGAAGAUUGCGUCCGAUUUUAUCAUUUCGCCCAAGACUUCAUGGCAAUUGCGAACCUUAUCCUGCAGCAUUCUUUAUAUUAUAAAGAAAAUUUUGCAGCUGGAAAAGAACAAUUUUCUAACCUAAUAGAGCUUGUAGAAAAAGGGAUUGACUUAGAGCACAGCAGCAUGGACCAAGACUAUAGGGUCAACCCUAAUUUCAGCCCAGAGCUUAAAGAAAUUCAUGAAGAAAUUAAAGCAGUAGAAAAAGACAUAGAAAACUGCAGAAUUAAAGCCACAAAAGACCUUGGAUUAAGCAAAGAACUUAAGCUUGUCCCAUCUCAGACGUCAAUGUGGCUUCUUGAAGGGAAUAAAAAAGAAAUUCAUAUAUCAUUAACUUCCCUUAUUAAUUUAAUAAAAAAAAAUUAUUUAAAAUAAUUAUUUUAAAAAAAAAAAUAUAUUAGUUAGGAUAAGAGAAAAUCCUGAUGAUAGAUAUAUAAUUGUUUCUCAUAAGCAGAAUACAGUUACACUUACAUGCAUUGACCUGAAAAAAUGCUGCCAAAGAAAAGAAAGCUUAAGUGAAGAAUUUCAAAUAAAGCAGGUGCAGCUGGUAGAUAAAAUUAUUGAAUUUGUGUCAAGCUAUUUACCAGUUUUAGUUGAUAUGGCUGAUGUUAUUAGUGAGCUUGAUGCAAUAUUGUCCUUCGCAUAUGUAGCUUUAAAAGCACCAGAACAAUAUACAAGGCCAAUUUUGAAUGAUUCUGGGUAUUUAUCUCAAUUUUUCUAAAUUUGUAUAUGAUGCAAUUAUAAUUAAAAAAAAAUAAAAAUCAUUAAAAAUGGUAUAUCAUCAUUAAAAGAUUCCAGACACCCAAGCUUGGAAAGGAUGACAACCUGUAUUCCUAACGACGCUGAUUUUGAAAUUUCUAAUCAAAGUAUCGCCAUCAUCACAGGACCAAAUAUGGGCGGCAAAACGACAUAUCUAAAACAAAUCGGCUUAUGCUGCAUAAUGGCCCAUUGUGGCUGCUUUGUCCCAUGCUCCUCAGCCCAUAUUCCUAUUUUUGAUAGAAUUAUUACACGAAUAGGAGCUGAAGACAACUGCCUUAUGGGGAUUUCUACCUUUAUGGCAGAAAUGAAAGAUAUGGCCAAACUAUUUGAAACUGUUACAAAGAAAUCACUAGUCCUUAUAGAUGAGUUAGGGAGAGGAACGUCUACGAAUGAAGGAUUAGGCUUGGCUUGGGGCUUCGUACAAGAAUUGGCCGAAAUUGGCUGCAUUACCCUAUUCGCGACACAUUUUUCAGAGUUAUCAAGCUUGCAACAUCCUAAAAUAAAAAAUUUGCAUACUGAUAUAAAGAUUUCUCAAGGAAAUAUUCUGAUGCUUUAUAAAAUUAUUCCUGCACCGAUGUCAUGGUCCUUUGGGUUAGAAUGUGCGAAAUUAGCGGGGAUGAAUGAAGAAAUAAUCAAGUUGGCUGAGGACUAUAAGCAGUAUAUGGAGCCGCCGACUGAAGAAGUAAGGGAGCUUUUUGAAAAAUAUGAAAGAGUUGGGUACUUGAGCUUGGAUUUUGUAAGGGAAGCUUAUGAAUUUGUUUAA
Messenger RNA from Blepharisma stoltei, 1876 nucleotides. The record is from the annotation of a GenBank genome assembly. NCBI's taxonomy places the organism in Eukaryota, Ciliophora, Heterotrichea, Heterotrichida, Blepharismidae.